AUGGUGCUGACAGUAACUCUGCUGGUCCUGUUGGGUUUUCUGAGUCAGGGUGAGAGAUUCAACAAUGAAUAACAUUAUAAUAGAAUUAAUUAUAUGAAUGUUGUUGUUUUUUUGUGUGCAGCUUUUCUCUUUUUUUCUGUGUUUUAAAUCUUUUCUUCAUUUUCUAAUAGUUUGAUUUCUUUGUCUCAUUUCAGAGUCUUCUGCAAACAACUUUCUGACUCAGGCUGACAAAUUCAAGUCUGUACGUCUUGGUGAGACUGUGACAAUCAGCGCAACAGGGAGUUCAGACAUUGCGAAUGAUCUCAGCUGGUACAUUCAGAAACCUGGACAGGCUCCCAAACUGCUUAUAUACAAAGCAUCAACCCUUUUCUCAGGAACCCCGUCUAGAUUCAGUGGAAGUAGAUCUGGUUCUGACUACACUCUGACCAUUCAAGGUGUUCAGGCUGAAGAUAUUGCAGAUUAUUACUGUCUUGGUGCCCAUAGUGAUGGAGAGUCCACACAGUGA
This is a messenger RNA of Xyrichtys novacula (pearly razorfish), 505 nucleotides long. The record is from the annotation of a GenBank genome assembly. NCBI's taxonomy places the organism in Eukaryota, Metazoa, Chordata, Actinopteri, Labriformes, Labridae.